Grosmannia clavigera kw1407 is the source of this 4620-nucleotide messenger RNA. Its product is annotated as ABC transporter cdr4. Gene Ontology annotation, cellular component: membrane. Lineage: Eukaryota; Fungi; Ascomycota; Sordariomycetes; Ophiostomatales; Ophiostomataceae. The record is from RefSeq and is a predicted model, not a curated record. Gene Ontology annotation, molecular function: ABC-type transporter activity; ATP binding; ATP hydrolysis activity. Gene Ontology annotation, biological process: transmembrane transport. Bases 1 to 4620 code for a protein of 1539 amino acids. The transcript has 2 exons.
AUGUCGUUUCUGGCAUCUGGCGUCUUCGGCAAUUAUGACCACACCGGUCAGACGGCCGGGGUGCCUCCAGAUGGCCACGCACGUAGACUCGACUACACUGACGAGGAGAUCGUGUCGCCUGCCGGACAUACCGCUGACGGUGCCAACACGCGGACGACGUCGCUGACGGAGACGGGCUCUGCUCCUGAUGGGAUCUCGCGUGGCGAGAAAGAGGUCGCACCGUCGGGCAACAACGGCAGCUCGGACGACGAAGACGAUGACCAGGGCACCGACAUGCAGCGCCGCACGAGCCGGGUGCAGGAGCUGGCUCGCCACUACACCAACGUGUCGAUGGCAUCGGGCGUCGUUCCACCUGGUUCGAACCCGUUCACGGAGCUCUCCAACGCGGACUCGCCGCUCAAUCCCAACGGCGAAAAGUUUAGCGCUCGUGCCUGGGCCAAGGCCGUGGUGCAGAUGAUCCAGAGCGAGGGGCACCACUUCCGGACGUCGGGCGUGGCUUUCCAGAACCUCAACGUGUUUGGUCACGGUGAGGCUACGGACUACCAGAAGGAUUUCCUCAACGUCUGGCUGGAGGGUGCCGGCAUUGUGCGUCGGAUGCUCAAGAUUGGCCAGCGCCAGAUCGACAUUCUGCAGAACUUUGACGGAGUGGUGCGCAAGGGCGAAAUGUUGGUCGUGCUGGGGCCUCCCGGUGCCGGCUGCACGACGCUUCUCAAGACCAUUGCUGGCGAGACCAACGGUCUCUUCGUGGACGACAAGUCAUACUUCAACUACCAAGGUUUGGCGGCUCACGAGAUGCACACUCGCCACCGUGGCGAGGCCAUCUACACGGCCGAAGUCGACGUGCACUUCCCGCAGCUGUCAGUCGGUGACACGCUCACGUUUGCUGCUCGUGCGCGUGCGCCCCGGACGAUUCCCGGCGGCGUGCCGCGCCACGAGUUUGCCCACCAUCUGCGUGAUGUCGUCAUGGCCAUGUACGGCAUCUCGCAUACGGUCAACACGCGUGUCGGCAACGAGUAUGUUCGUGGUGUGUCGGGUGGUGAGCGGAAGCGUGUCACCAUUGCUGAGGCGACGCUCUCGGGCGCGCCGCUGCAGUGCUGGGACAACAGUACCCGUGGUCUCGACAGUGCCAACGCGGUUGAGUUCGUCAAGACGCUGCGCCUGCAGACCGAGCUCUUCGGCAACACGGCUGUCGUGUCCAUCUACCAGGCCCCUCAGAGCGCCUACGACCUCUUCGACAAGGUGCUGCUCAUCUACGAGGGUCGCCAGAUCUACUUUGGUCCUACUGCCGCUGCCCGCCAGUACUUUAUCGACCUCGGCUUCUACUGCGCCGACCGUGCCACCACGCCCGACUUCCUGACCUCCAUGACGUCUCCGAAGGAACGGAUUGACCGCAAGGGCUUCGAGGGCCGCACGCCACGCACGCCCGACGAGUUCGCCGCCGCAUGGCGCAACUCGGACGCUUACAAGGCCGUGCAGGCCGACAUUGAGGAUUACAAGCAGGCCCACCCGAUCGAUGGUCCCGAUGCCGUGGCUUUCCGCGAGCUUAGGCGCGAGCAGCAGGCAUCCGCCCAGCGGCCAAAGAGUCCCUUCACGCUUUCGUACGGUCAGCAGAUCAGCCUGUGUCUGUGGCGUGGAUUCCGUCGUCUUAUCGGCGACCCCAGUGUCACGCUUUCUAUGCUCUUUGGUAACUUCUUCAUGUCGCUCAUCGUCGCGUCGGUCUACUACAAUCUGCAGCCUACUACGGCCAGCUUCUUCCAGCGCGGCGCCCUGCUCUUCUUCGCCUGUCUUAUGAACGCCUUCUCCAGUGCCCUCGAAAUUCUCACGCUCUACUCGCAACGGCCUAUCGUCGAAAAACACGCCCGUUACGCUCUCUAUCAUCCGUCCGCCGAGGCGGUGGCGUCUAUGUUGUGCGACAUGCCGUACAAAAUCGGUAACACGAUCAUGUUUAAUUUGGCGCUGUAUUUCAUGACAAAUCUGCGGCGAGAACCGGGUCCGUUCUUCUUUUACCUGCUCAUCAGCUUUACCACCGUGCUGGUCAUGUCCAUGAUCUUCCGCACCAUCGGCUCGGCAUCACGCACACUCUCGCAGGCCAUGGUGCCGGCAGCCGUGAUUAUCCUGGCUCUUGUCAUCUUUACUGGUUUCGUCAUUCCGAUCGACUAUAUGCACGGCUGGUGUCGCUGGAUCAACUACAUUGACCCGCUGGCUUACUCUUUUGAGUCGCUCAUGGUCAACGAGUUCCACAACCGCCAGUUCCUGUGCAACGUGUACGUGCCUUCGGCCACGGUGGCCGGCUACGAGAAUGUGACGGGUGUGCACCGCGUCUGUUCGGCCGUCGGCUCCGUUGUUGGCUCUGACUACGUGGAUGGUGACCGGUACCUCAACCUGGCCCUGCGCUACUACCAUGCGCACAAGUGGAGGAACUUUGGCAUUCUGUGCGGCUUUGUUCUCUUCUUCCUGUUCACGUACAUUGUCGCGGCCGAGCUUGUGUCGGAAAAGAAGUCCAAGGGCGAGGUUCUGGUCUUCCGGCGCGGCGGGCAGCCCAAGUCUCUGACGAACGGUAGCAAGGGCGACGCAGAAUCGGGCUCACGCGGGCCCGGCACGGCGGUUGCCAGUGGCGGUGAGAGUAGCGACAAGGAGGGCGGUGCCGGCUUCAUCGACAGCCAGCGCAGCGUGUUUCACUGGCAGGACGUGUGCUAUGAGGUCAAGAUCAAGGCGGAAACCCGGCGCAUUCUGGACCAUGUCGACGGUUGGGUCAAGCCAGGCACGCUGACGGCCCUUAUGGGUGUGUCUGGUGCCGGUAAGACUACGCUUCUGGAUGUUUUGGCUGACCGGACGUCUAUGGGCGUGAUUACCGGUGACAUGUUUGUGGACGGACACGAGCGCGACCACUCGUUCCAGCGGAAGACCGGUUACGUGCAACAACAGGAUCUGCAUCUCGAGACGACAACGGUGCGCGAGGCUCUCAACUUCAGUGCCCUGCUUCGCCAGCCUGCCCAUGUUCCCCGCCAGGAGAAGCUCGCUUAUGUGGAUGAGGUGAUCAAGCUGCUGGAAAUGGACGAGUACGCAGACGCCGUCGUCGGUGUUCCUGGCGAAGGUCUGAACGUCGAACAACGCAAGCGUCUUACGAUCGGUGUCGAACUCGCUGCCAAGCCUCCGUUGUUGCUGUUCGUGGACGAGCCGACCUCUGGUCUGGACUCGCAGACGUCAUGGGCCAUCCUGGACCUUCUGGAAAAGCUGACCAAGAGCGGACAAGCGGUUCUUUGCACGAUUCACCAGCCGUCGGCCAUGCUGUUCCAGCGCUUCGACCGGCUGCUCUUCCUGGCUCGCGGCGGACGGACUGUGUACUUUGGCGAAAUCGGCAAGAACUCCCACACAAUGACCAGCUACUUUGAGCGCAACGGUGGCCACGCUUGCCCUGCUGAUGCGAACCCGGCUGAGUGGAUGCUCGAGGUGAUUGGCGCAGCGCCCGGCACGUCUUCCGAAGUGGACUGGCGACAGGCCUGGCUGGACUCUCCGGAAUAUGCGGCUGUCAAGACUGAACUCCUGCGACUGCGCGAGCACCCGGCAGAGCAGCCGGAGGCGACCGCGGCCGACUACCGCGAGUUUGCGGCGCCGUUCGCUGUGCAGGUCGUCGAGGUCUCGCACCGUGUGUUCCAGCAGUACUGGCGGACGCCGUCUUACAUCUACAGCAAGAUGGCACUCUGUGUUCUGGUCGCGCUCUUUGUCGGCUUCUCUUUCUUCAAGGCGCCCCUGACGAUUCAGGGCGUGCAGAAUCAGAUGUUUGCCCUCUUCCAACUACUCACCGUUUUCGGUCAGAUGGUCCAGCAGACGAUGCCCUACUUUGUCAUCCAGCGGUCCCUCUACGAAGUGCGCGAGCGGCCAUCCAAGGUGUACAGCUGGCGCGUCUUUAUGCUGUCGCAGAUCGUGGCCGAGCUGCCGUGGAACACGCUGAUGGCUGUGCUGAUGUUUUUCUGCUGGUACUAUCCCGUCGGGCUGUACGCCAACGCCGGCGACGCGCUGCACGAGCGUGGUGUGCUCAUGUUCCUCUUCCUGUGGUGCUUCUUGCUCUUUACCUCUACCUUCACCGACAUGAUCAUUGCCGGUUUCGAGACGGCCGAGGCUGGUGGCAACAUUGCCAAUCUGCUCUUCAUGAUGUGCCUGAUCUUCUGUGGUGUCCUGGCCUCGCCCUCGGAGAUGCCGCACUUCUGGAUCUUCAUGUACCGCGUCUCGCCCUUCAACUACCUCAUCUCAGGCAUGUUGGUGACGGGCAUCGCCAACUCCAAUGUUACGUGUGCAGCCAACGAGUUUGUCACUAUUGUGCCGGUCAACAAUCAGACCUGCCUCGAGUACAUGGGGCCCUACAUGCAGGCAGAGGGCGGUUAUCUGCUGGACAACAAUGCGCGCGACCCGUGCGGAUUCUGCAAGUACGACAGCACCAAUACCCUGCUGUCGGCCUUUGGCGCUGAGUACGGCGACCGGUGGCGCAACUUUGGCAUCCUCUGGGCGUACAUCAUCUUCAACAUCGGUGCUGCCCUCGGCGUCUACUGGCUCUUCCGCGUGCCCAAGCACACCAAGACAGGCGGCAAGCACAAGGCCGAGAAGCCGAAGAAGGUCGAGUAG